Messenger RNA from Etheostoma spectabile (orangethroat darter), 5295 nucleotides. RefSeq names its product calcium/calmodulin-dependent protein kinase kinase 2 (gene camkk2). Lineage: Eukaryota; Metazoa; Chordata; Actinopteri; Perciformes; Percidae. The transcript has 18 exons. Bases 392 to 2182 code for a protein of 596 amino acids. Gene Ontology annotation, biological process: CAMKK-AMPK signaling cascade; protein phosphorylation. Gene Ontology annotation, molecular function: ATP binding; protein serine/threonine kinase activity. The record is from RefSeq and is a predicted model, not a curated record.
UCGUGAGUUAACUAAAAAGGAGAACAAAAGGUAGCCCAACCUACUCCGCGCGUGCAUGUGUUAAUGGAAGCAUAUUGCUGAAACUAUUACUGUUAACCCAGUUGCCCGUUUUCCUCAACAACACUUCCGCCAUGUGAAGCACGGGACUCGUGUGGUCAGCUGGAUUGGUCCAUCGGUCAGUCUGCUACAUUCUCUCAGUUUCUCAAACAGCUAGCUAGCUGUCGUAGUACAGAGGCUACUUAGCGUUCCUGUAACGUUACACCGCAUCUGAAGAAGGAGAAGAAACCUCACAAUUCUGACUUGUAGGCCUAAAUUACACGUUAAGGCACCAGUUCCCCCCGAGUUCCCCAUCUGAUGGAGCAGUGGUUGUCAGUCUUUGUGAAGAGGCACCAUGUUUCCCUGUCACGCAACUCCUUGGCCCUCUGCUGAGCCGCCGGCCCCCUGCGAUCAUGCACCCCCAGCACAGCCCUCACAGUCCCUGCCUGAUCUGCUGUGCAGCUGUCCCGCUCCACCUUUGAACACCCACUCUGAGACGCCUUCCCCAGACCCCAUGGAGUCGCUCAUCGUGGUCACAGAGUACGAACCCAGCAGACCACCUGGAGAGGCUGGGGGGGAGGAGGAGGUCGAAGAAAUGGACAGUUCAGACACACCCACGUCAGCUUCCUCUGUGGCGGCAUCUUUCCGGACUCCUUCCUGCGACCUGCUGUCCCACACAGUCGGCCAGUCGGAGGCUCUGCUACCCGAAAGCCAAGAGCAAAGGGGAAGAUUAAACCUGUCAGACCGGAAACUAUCUCUGCAAGAACGCUCCCAAACUGCAACGUCACCCUGCAGCUCACCGGGACUCAACGGGCGCUAUAUUUACCCAUCAUUGCCCUACUCUCCCAUCACAUCACCCCACUCCUCUCCACGCCUGCCCCGCCGGCCCACGGUGGAGUCCCACAGUGUUUCCAUCACAGACCUCCAGGACUGUGUUCAACUCAACCAGUACAAGCUGAAAGACGAGAUUGGAAAGGGCUCCUAUGGUGUUGUCAAGCUGGCUUACAAUGAGGAUGACAACACAUACUAUGCGAUGAAGGUGUUGUCCAAGAGGAGGCUGAUGAGGCAGGCAGGUUUCCCACGGAGACCUCCCCCUCGUGGAGCCAAAGCAGUCCCUGAGGGUCCCCCUCAGCUCAAAGGACCCCUGGAGCGGGUCUAUCAAGAGAUUGCCAUCCUGAAAAAGCUUGACCAUUCUAAUGUGGUGAAACUAGUAGAGGUUUUGGAUGACCCCAGCGAGGACCAUCUGUACAUGGGUACUUUUGAGCUGGUCAAACAAGGGGCUGUGAUGGAGGUGCCGACAGAUAAACCUUUCAGUGAGGACCAAUCACGAUUUUAUUUCCAAGAUCUGCUCCGGGGAAUCGAGUAUUUACAUUACCAGAGGAUCAUCCACAGAGAUGUCAAGCCGUCUAACCUGUUGGUGGGAGAAGAUGGACACAUCAAGAUAGCAGACUUCGGAGUCAGUAACCAGUUUGAGGGGGCUGAUGCCCUCCUGACCAGCACAGUGGGAACCCCUGCUUUCCUUGCCCCUGAAGCGCUCUCUGAGACCAGAAAGAACUUCUCUGGAAAGGCUUUGGAUGUUUGGGCCAUGGGAGUAACACUUUACUGCUUCGUCUUUGGAGUUUGUCCAUUUAUGGACGAGCGCAUCGUUAGUCUUCACCAGAAAAUCAAGACUCAACCUGUGGAGUUACCUGAGCGUGCUGACAUCUCAGAUGAUCUCAAAGAUUUGUUGCUGAAAAUGCUGGACAAGAAUCCAGAGACCAGAAUAUCAAUCCCACAGAUUAAGGUGCACCCAUGGGUGACGAGGCACGGCGCUGAGCCUCUUCCCCCGGAGGACGACAACUGUUGUAUGCUGAUUGAGGUGACUGAGGAGGAGGUGGAGAAUUCUGUUAAACACAUCCCCAGCCUGGCUACAGUGAUCAUGGUGAGAACUAUGCUGAGGAAGCGCUCCUUUGGGAACCCCUUUGAUUGGGGCCGUAAAGAGGACCGCAGCAGUUUGUGUGCUCCAGGGCAAAAGCUCACGAAAGGCAGAGCAGGCAAUGUGAGAUACUGCUACAUUCAUUGUAACCAACGAAGGAAACAGGAGAGCGGUGAUGGCAUGAGAAGUAUGGACCUGCCCUACGUGGGAGAGGAUGAGGCUCUUUCCUGAUGCAGAGGGUUCAUUAUCCACGCUGGUAUCUGCCUGCCUGCAACCACACAGCACAAACCCCCCUUUACUCACCAUUUAAUACUGGCUGCCGACACCUGUGUACAUUCCCCGGUGAGGUGGACAAGUCUGACGGACGCCGAAAACAAAAAAGAAACUAAGGAUCUAAGAACAACACUUUGAAAGCUUUUAUUCCAUUCCCUCUUUAAAGGCUCAUUUUGUGGUUUUGGGACUUGAGACUGCCCCAUGGGAACCUUCCAUUAGAGGAUCUUCCUGAACCUUGAACCUGUCUUCAGCUCUUACUGCCCAACCCACUCUCCUCCUCUUACCCUGCAUGCAUUUAUAGUCCUAGCAUGCUUUGUCUCAGGCUUCAAGUGUACAGUUUUGUGUUUUAUUGUAGUCUAGCCACUUGUGUUUCUCCUUGUCUUUACUUGACAAUUCUUUCAGGUAUACAGGGCAUGGGAACAGGAGUUGGUGAUGGUUUUUUAGGGUUGAGAUGGUUUUAACCAUCACCUUCAACAUUCUCUUUAGCGGAGCAGGUUUCUUGACGAUGAUUGUCUGGUUCACUCUGCUUCAGAGUAGCAGUGCCCAGUUUUUGUAACAUAUUUUAGAGUGAAGGAUCUGUACAGUUUUCCCAAAAUGAAAAAGCAGAGUGAAAAAAAAUGUUUACUUCAUUGAAUGCAUGUGUUUACUUUGCUAAUGUAAACACUCUAUAAGCUAUUUAUGAACAUUUGCACGCUCAUAGGCGCACUUAACACAAUUUUUCUUUAAGUCGUAUCACUGGCUCCCAUUUACUUCCAUCAAUAGAAAGCUUUAAAAACAGUUUCUACAGUGCUUUGUGAACAAUCAAAUUCCUCUUAACAGCAUACAAGAUUGCAUUGACAAAAAAUGGAUUUUCUUCUCCGCAGAUAGUGCUUCUUGGGAAUCUUUGUAUGAUUUUUAGGUGUAUUCUUAAAUUCAUAGAGGUACUCAUCUACCAAAUGCAUAUAGAAAAGCAGAAUGUGUUGGUGUAAAAUUAUUCUGUCUGCAAUGGUUCAAAUAGUUGUUUUUAUUAUUUAAAGUGCAAAUAAGUUAUCUCCAGUUAUUUGGACAAACAAGGUUGUGCGUUGAGAAGCAGAGUUUCAACUGUUAUGUAUUUGUUUCACUUCCCAAAUUGGAUGCUUGUAUGUAGUAGGGGUGUGCAAAAAAAUCAAGUAAUAUAUGAAUCACGAUUCAAGCUCUACUGAUUCAAUAUUGAUUCAUAGAAUUCCAAAACUCGAUUCAUAUUUUUGAUUUUUUUUUUUUGUAUGUCUACUGCAGUCACAUAUAGGUAGGUAGAUAGAUACUUUAUUGAUCCCCAAGGGGAAAUUCAAGUUCCAGUAGCUCACAGACAUCACACACGACAUACACAUACAUUAUAACAGGGAUGUUAUAACAAAUAACAAACAAAUCCACAUGAAUAACAUGGAUACAAAUACAUAUAUACAUACAGUACAUACAUACAUACAUAUAUAAAUGGGAAAAGUAACUACAUUUACAUACUAUGAAUGGUUUUUGAAUCAAAAAUCGAUCUUAAAUCGAAUUGCGAGCCUAGAAUUAAAUCCAAUUGUGACAUUCUGAAUUGUACACCCCUAGUAUGUAGGCUGAAAACAAAAUAUAAUGACCUUAAGUUAAAAUUGUGAAUGUUCUUGUUUUAUUUGUUUUAUAUUAUUAAGAAUCACUGGUAUUUUUUAAAAGCAUUUUUAGGACACCAAAAACUUUAAUUAUGUCUAACUUUGUAAAGUAUAGUGCAGUAACUUAAAAGAAAACAAACCUUUAAACUAUUUAUUCUUCACUAAGUUGUGAGAACUGGCGAAGUCAGAUUUGAGAUGGAAGCAUAGUGCAGCUGCAGACUUAUUGUACAAAUCUAUGCAUGACAUAUCUGUAGAGGUGCCAGUUUUGAUCAGAAUAGGCUGCUGCAGAUAUUUCAAAUGAAUUAUAAACUACAUUUUUAUGUAUUCAUGUGUUACACUUUCCAUGAUCUUAAAAGAGAAAAUUAGCAUUUUUCCACUUUUUUUUUUCCCUUUUGUUUAACACCAUGUUUUCUAUUUGAUAUUUUGAUAUGUUACUGUACGGCUUUUAAUGCAUCUCCAACAUAGAAUAUUGGCACAAUACUAAUUAUAACAUUUAAUGCUUCCACAUUACGUCAGCACUAAUGUGUUGAAGAAAGGGACUUUGGAUUUCUUUUUACUUACUACUUGCAUGUCACUCUAAAAUGCCUGUUUUCUAAGACUAGUACUAUGCAUAUGAUGUAUCUUUCUCUGUAUGGUGCAGUGGUACGCCCUGGCAGAUUGUCACGUACAGUGGCUGGAUGAGGAGGGCUGUAUGCAGUUGACUGAUUUUAAUUGAUUUUUGCUUUUCCACAAAGAUCUAAUUAAAUUGUGCUCCUCACUGUGGAGUGCUGCAAAUAGAGACAGGCACUCUGGCUGUAUAUUUCCAUAAAACUAUUGCACUGUACUUCUAAAAAGGUAUAAGUCAAUGAUGAUAGCCAAUGAUCUUUUAAAACCCAUAAUUUACCCAGAGAAGUAAUUGCAGAAAUGCCUCCAAUUUGUGUUAUAUUGGGAAAUGUUACCUCAUUAAAACAUGCUUUCCACACAGGUAUAAGAGUUUUUACGUUCUCACAUAUUGGACGUUGCAUUUAUUAUCUAAGAUAAAGUUUUUACCUUAAGAAAAACAAGACAGCAACUUCCCCCUUUGGUCUGAAUAUUUUGCCCUCCACGACCAACAAGAAUGCACUGAAGGACAGUUUGGGUCUGACUGACAAGUGCAAGCCACAGAAAAGCUGUAAGACUAUUUUUUACGCACAAUAUUUAAACUUGUAGUUUGUUUGAACACAGCUGUGGCCCAGUCUUGUCAGAAGGGCUUGGCUAAGUGAUUAACCUUUAUUGUUCACACGGUUCACUUCUGUAAAUUUAUUUCAUCAAGAUCUUUGGGGGUUCUUUUUCCCUAAAUGCAUGCCAACAUACUGAACACAUACCAAUGUAUUGUCAUAGCAUGUGAGGUCUUUGACAACAAAACGGGACCUUUAAAUUAAUUAUUCUAUACAAACUGUAUCCUGUUCAUCUUUGAAUAAAAUAGUAUUGCCUUUCUGCAAUGUU